This is a messenger RNA of Rubroshorea leprosula, 1385 nucleotides long. The record is from the annotation of a GenBank genome assembly. NCBI's taxonomy places the organism in Eukaryota, Viridiplantae, Streptophyta, Magnoliopsida, Malvales, Dipterocarpaceae.
AGAUGAGUUCUCUUGGUUGGAAAAAUGCUAUGUUGGAACAGUUUAUUUAGUGAACAUAAUACCAAACUUAUAGGAGAAAUUUUACAUGGAGCAAGUUUUCUACUGUAACAUAAGAGCUAUGGGAGGAAAGCUUGUUCUCUUGGAAGGUAGUGAUUCUGAAGAUCUGAAGGCACUUGUUGAGAUGGGACAAGACUGGUUAGGGCAAUGGUUCGAAGAUAUUAGACCAUGGUCCCCUACUAUGGUGGCUACUGAACAUUUUGCAUGGAUUCAUUGCAAAGAUGAAGAUGAUGUUGACGUGGAAGACAUAGUGGCUGAGGUGGCUAAAACAAUUGGUGAGGUGGUAGGUGAAGUUGAUGAUAAGGUGGAAGACACAACAGAUGAGAUGGCUAAAACAACUAGUGGGAUGUCAAAUGGGCUUAACGAGGCAAAAUCUACUAGAAAGGCAUCAAUUAGGACAAUUAAAGAAGCGAAGAAGAUUGGGAUAAAUGUGGAGGAAGAAGUACAAUCUUCAAAUUUGAAUAGCCUAAAGCUCGGGGUAGCUGUCAAAAUAGCUGAUACAUGUGCAGCCAAAAAUAGUGAUGAGGAAAUUCCUGUGGCCUUUAUGAUUAAUGGCAUUGGGAGUGAGAAUCAUGCACUCUGCAUGGCAACUAAAGGAGGUAAUGAGGUAGAUUUGAAUGGGGAUGGCUACUCAUUAAUUGGUGAUGGGAGAAAAGAAAUCGACUCUAUCAAAGAUUUAAAGAUGGCUGCAAUUUCAAUGCAAGCAAAUGAAGAGUUAUUGGAUGGGGUUGGGUUUACUUGUCUUAGACUAGAUGAUGAGAAAGUAUUCGAGCCUGAAGGUGAAAAUGUAGAAGGUGGGUCUAAUCAUGUGUGGGUGUCCAAGGUUAGGGGUCCAAUGGAGAAUGGGCCUCCAAUUUCAAUAGGUUGUACUAACAGUAAUUUAUUGGGACAACCCCAAUUCAAACCAAAUCAAGAAGAUUUGAGAUCAUUUUGGGAAGGCUUGGAAAGUGAAUUAGGUGAAGUAGCAGAAUGGAUGAGGAAAAGGGAACAUAAAGUGAAAAGGAAGCAAAGAAGAAUAGUGAAGUCUUGUGCCUCAAUCUAUAAGGAGAUAGGGGGAUUAGAAGACAACAUGGUGCACAAAAGGAAGAAGGGCUGCCGUUUGAAGUUUGCAACUCAAAAGCAAAUGUUGACUCUUGAACCCAAUUCAGAAAUCUCAAUGGUUGAUGUUUCAAUUAAUGACAAUAAUAUCUAGAAUUGCAAUUGGUGCCUUCACUUGAGGGAUGCAAAAAGGUCUGUAACAGCAUUAUGGGAGCAAGUGAAGGUUCUUAUGGUUAAAAAAAUAGGAGAUGAACAUGUGAUUUUGGAGAAAAUACAUGAGUUGGAAGUCA